Molecule: messenger RNA, 3640 nt
Organism: Propithecus coquereli (Coquerel's sifaka)
Lineage: Eukaryota; Metazoa; Chordata; Mammalia; Primates; Indriidae
Gene: SLC38A4
Product: solute carrier family 38, member 4
Exons: 16
Coding region: 260-1903 (547 amino acids)
Biological process (GO): amino acid transmembrane transport
Molecular function (GO): amino acid transmembrane transporter activity
Source: RefSeq, a predicted model, not a curated record
GGUGUUGAUUGGCUUGCCUCGUUCACUCCCACUGGUCUUUAAAUCAUUGUCUACAUCCCCAAAGGUUCACAUAAGUCAAUGCUGUUACAGGGGAUUGCCAUUCCAAAUAAUUCAGGAGAGACUGCACAGGACUGGAUAAAUAACUAAGAACAGAGUGUUCUGAACAUCAACACAAAGUGGAAGAGCCUCAGCUGAAGGUACAGUAUAUUAUUUACACUGAAGGGGCUUGUGUGUGGACAAGAAAGCGCUGACAGCUCAAAUGGAUCCCAUGGAACUGAGAAAUGUCAACAUUGAACCAGAUGAUGAGAGCAGCAGUGGAGAAAGCGUUCCGGAUAUCUACACCGGAAUGGGAAAUUCAGAAAAGGCAGCAAUGAGCAGUCCAUUUGCCAAUGAAGAUGCUGAAAGUCAGAAAUUCCUGACAAAUGGAUUUUUUGGGGAAAAGAAACUGGCAGAUUAUGGCGAUGAACAUCACCCUGGAACCACCUCCUUUGGAAUGUCUUCAUUCAACCUGAGUAAUGCCAUCAUGGGCAGUGGAAUCUUGGGCUUGUCCUAUGCCAUGGCCAACACGGGGAUCAUACUUUUUAUAAUCAUGCUGCUUGCUGUGGCAAUAUUAUCACUCUAUUCAGUUCACCUUUUAUUGAAGACAGCCAAGGAAGGAGGGUCUUUAAUUUAUGAAAAAUUAGGGGAAAAGGCAUUUGGAUGGCCUGGAAAAAUCGCAGCUUUUAUUUCCAUUACAAUGCAGAACAUUGGAGCAAUGUCAAGCUACCUUUUUAUCAUUAAAUAUGAACUACCUGAAGUAAUCAGAGCAUUCAUGGGACUUGAAGAAAAUACUGGAGAAUGGUACCUCGAUGGCAACUACCUCGUCAUAUUUGUGUCUGUUGGAAUUAUUCUUCCACUUUCUCUUCUUAAAAAUUUAGGUUACCUUGGUUAUACCAGCGGAUUUUCUCUUACCUGCAUGGUGUUUUUUGUCAGUGUGGUGAUUUACAAGAAAUUUCAAAUACCCUGCCCUCUGCCCGUUCUGGAUCACAAUGUUGAAAAUGUGACAUUCAACAACACACUUCCAAUGCACGUGGUAAUGUUACCCAACAACUCUGAGAGUGCUGAUGUGAACUUCAUGAUGGAUUACACCCACCGCAGUCCUGCAGGGCUGGAUGAGAACCAGGCCAAGGGCUCUCUUCAUGACAGUGGAGUCAAGUAUGAAGCCCAUAGUGAUGAUAAGUGUCAACCCAAAUACUUCGUAUUCAACUCCCGGACGGCCUAUGCAAUUCCCAUCCUAGCAUUUGCUUUUGUAUGCCACCCUGAGGUCCUUCCCAUCUACAGUGAACUUAAAGAUCGGUCCCAGAAGAAAAUGCAAACAGUGUCAAAUAUUUCCAUCACAGGGAUGCUGGUCAUGUACCUGCUUGCUGCCCUCUUUGGCUACCUAACCUUCUAUGGAGAAGUUGAAGAUGAAUUACUUCAUGCUUACAGCAAAGUGUAUACCUUUGAUACCCCUCUGCUCAUGGUACGCCUGGCAGUCCUUGUGGCAGUAACACUAACUGUGCCCAUUGUCCUGUUCCCAAUUCGUACAUCAGUGACCACACUACUAUUUCCCCAAAGACCCUUCAGCUGGAUAAGACAUUUCCUGAUUGCAGCUAUACUUCUUGCAAUUAAUAAUGUUCUGGUCAUCCUUGUGCCAACUAUAAAAUACAUCUUUGGAUUCAUAGGGGCUUCAUCUGCCACCAUGCUGAUUUUUAUUCUUCCAGCAGCUUUUUAUCUUAGACUUGUCAAGAAGGAACCUCUUAGGUCACCCCAAAAGGUCGGGGCUUUAAUUUUCCUUGUGGUUGGAAUUGUCUUCAUGAUUGGAAGCAUGGCACUCAUCAUAAUUGACUGGAUUUACAAUCCUCCAAAUUCUAAGCACCACUAACCCAAGGAAAAAUACUUUCUAUUGGAAAUGGUUGCAAGUUACGUUCCAAAAGACAUUUACAUUACCUUGAUUGGAAUGUUAUUCAUAGGAAAUAACAGGAAGAUUCCAAAGACGUUUACUAAUAAUAUCACCAGACACUUGCAGAAGAGAAAAUCAUCGUUUUUGUCAAGAAUGGCUGUUUAUGUGUUUAAAAUCUGUGGUGCACAUUUCUACCCAGGUUUUACUAGAGCAAUGUGAGAUGAUCAUGCUGUAUUUUUACUGCUGUAUAAGCGGUAAUGAGAGCUGUGUGUAAUGGUUAUCAGUUAGUAUACUUUCCCCCUGCCUUCUCCUUACCCUCCAACCGCCCCCAAAAGUACCAAAUACUUGUAUUCUCAGAACAUCAAACAAAAAUGCCCUGGUGGCAAAACUGUCACCACUUAAUGCCUUCUCCUAAUCUUGCACCAAACACUCUGGGUCUGUUUACUAACAGAGGCAAAAGGCAUGGCUCAUAAAUUGUCCCCCUAAGGUAUACAAACAAUCAGACACUAGCCGAGAGCAUCUCGCUGUCAACAGCAAAAGAAUAUUUGCCCAUCUUGUUUGUGACAUUGAAUUAGUGACUUCUUUAUUCAAUGAAUUUUUCAGUAAAUGUUAAAACAUCUUGCUAAACAUAGAGAGGGGCUUUAUUCAAAUUAUAGAGCAACAACAAAAAUAAUUCUUAUAGCUAAACUGCCUGUUCUGGAAACACCUGCUUUUUAAUGUUAUUUCUAGUUCUCUUCUUAUACUUUUGUCAUUGAACAAUGCUCUCCCUCUCGUCUUCCAUUCUCAUUCAGAAUUUUUAGAAGACCACGAUUCGUGUGGAGAUACACUACCCAGUAUUCUUUGAUACAUUUUUAUGUGAUAAACAUUCAGUGCAGGAAACUGUGAUUUGCUAUAUUUUUGUGUAUAUAAUCUUAUUCUGUAGUCAUCAGAAUGUUAACAUAUGCUACAUUUGAUUUUUAUUUUUUACAUGUGUAGUUUUCUCUCUUCACAGUCAAAACAUUUAUGUUAUUGGGGGUGGGGGCAAAGACUUAAGCUGGUGGGCUCAAAAAUCCAUUUGUAUGUAUCUGUCUAUUAGGGAUAUUUUAAAUCUGAAACCUAAGUUAUAUAUAGUUCAGUAAUGCUCUUCUUCAAAGUUUCCAAUAAUAUAAUUAUCUACAAGAAAAUAAGUUCCUUAUUUGCAAAUAAUUAUCAAUACUAAGGUUGUUCUUUUAAUUUAGCAUGUCUAAAAUAGGAUUUAAUUCAUUUUAGCUUGCACAGGUGUUUGCUGACACUCAUUUGUCAUUUAAUACAAUGUUGAGUGGUUCUCCCAUAAAGAUAAAAGUGCUAACACUAUAAAGAAAUGCAAACUAUCAUUCUUGCUCUCUUCUAUAACACACUUACAUGAAAUGGAUUGAAAAAUUACUACUCAUUGCCUAGAAUUUUUGAAUUUAUUACUUUUUUUCAAAUCAUAGUGUUCACUUGUAUGUUUUAUAUAUUAGUAAAGCCAAGUAUAAAAUACAAGGAUCAUACCAGUAUGAUAAUACCAAAUCAUAUUCAAUGGUUUUUCUGAGAUGUGCCCAAGAAAAAAUAUAUUUGUUUCACAUAUUAUUUUUUAGAGGCAUAAUAUUAUAAAAUGAUGCACUUUGUUAUGGAAAUUGAGCAUUGCUGAAAAAUAUCAUAACUUUUGAGUUACCAUUAUCUGGAAAAAAAUUGCCAAAUAUUAUCUUUAAGAUAUAUUUC